Molecule: messenger RNA, 795 nt
Organism: Micromonas commoda
Lineage: Eukaryota; Viridiplantae; Chlorophyta; Mamiellophyceae; Mamiellales; Mamiellaceae
Exons: 1
Coding region: 1-795 (264 amino acids)
Biological process (GO): C-terminal protein methylation
Cellular component (GO): endoplasmic reticulum
Molecular function (GO): protein C-terminal S-isoprenylcysteine carboxyl O-methyltransferase activity
Source: RefSeq, a predicted model, not a curated record
AUGGCGUGCACGAUCGUCUCAGCCCUCGCGACCGCGCGGGCCCCCGCGGGGAUGCGCCCCCGGACACGCCGUACCCCGCGUGCUCGCCCGAUCCGACCCCCAAACCCCGUCUCAUUCGUCGGCGGGCGAUCGGGCGCCCCUCGCGCCCCAAACACGAAGAUCGUUAACAACCAUCGAGAGCUCCCGCCGCUCGCCGCGGCGGGCGGCGACGGCGACGAGACUCUCGACGAGACUCUCGACGUCGACGCGGUCAUGAAGGAGAUCACCGACACCUCGCAGCUCGGCCAGCGCGACGAGGCGUUCUUCGUCGGCCAGAUGGUCCUCGUCCUCCUCGUCGCCUUUCCCCCGUUCCAGAUGGACUUGGGCGACGACGUCAAGUUUGGCGAUCCCCUCUUCGGACUGGCCACCAUGGCCCUGGCGGCGGUGCUCCUCGUGCAGGGCUCCAAGAACCUCGGCAACUCCCUCACACCGUUUCCCAAGCCGAGGGCGGACAACGUGCUCAAGACCGGCGGAGCCUACGCCGCCGUACGGCACCCCAUGUACUCGGGGCUCAUCUUCGGAUGCUUCGGAGUGGCGCUGCUCACGGGCGAUCCCACCCGCACGCUCUUCACCAUGGCGCUCGCCGCGUUGCUCAACGCCAAGGCGGCCAAGGAGGAGGACUACCUCUGCGAGAUGCACGGCGCGGACGUGUACGGUAAAUACGCGGCGGAGGUACCCAGACUCGUUCCCCGCAUCGACGGCAUGAAGCAAGUCGUGCAGGAUUUCGCGGAUGGGUUUGAGAGUAAUAAGGAGUGA